AUGGGUAGUGCCCUAUCACCCAUAUUAGCGGAUAUCGUACUGAACACACUUCUCGAAACAUCUAUCAACAAAUUAGAUUUUCCUGUCAUCAUUCUCAAAAAAUAUGUGGACGACCUAUUUCUUAUUCUCCCAGAAGAUAAAAUCCAGUCAACACUAGAAAUAUUCAACAGCUAUGAUGAACAUCUACAAUUCACCGCAGAAGAAGAAACCGAUGGCCGUCUCCCGUUCCUAGAUAUGACAGUCAUUCGAAAUCAGAACAACACACUGGACACCGAAUGGUACUGCAAACCUAUCUCUUCAGGUAGAAUGCUAAACUUUCUGUCGUUCCAUAGUAUGCACCAAAAAAUAAACGUCGCAUCCAAUUUCAUACAAAGAGUGACAAAACUCAGCAGCAGAAUGGAAACACGAAAACAACAACAAAUAAUCACCGAUCAUCUCAAACGCAACAACUAUCCUCCAAAACUCAUAAGCCGUCUAUUUCGCCGUACAACACAGAACGAAAAAACAUAUCAAAACAAACAACAGAAACCCGAAGAGAAUCCACCAGCCAUAUCUCCGCCACCAUCACCACCUCCUGUUGCACCUCCAUCACCACCGCCAAUUCCUCAACCACCAAUCAUCGAAAAACCAAUCACGUAUUUCUCGCUACCACACAUACCAGGUCUAAGCCAACAGAUAAGCAAGGCCCUACAAACCCAAUAUCCAGCCAUCAAAAUAGCCAACAGAAACACCCAUACCGUCAAUAAUUUUUUCACUAAAAUGAAGGACCCCAUAAGCAAAUCACAGAUCCACAAUUGUAUAUAUUCGAUCCCAUGCGAAACAUGCCCAGGAAGAUACGUGGGAAAGACCACUAACAGCAUCACGCAACGUAUGUAUGGACACAAAUCGAACAUAAACACCCUAGAGAAGCUACUUCGAGUUGGCCACGAAUACACAGAUCAGGAAGUAAUACAGCUAGGAGAGAAAACUGCUCUCCUUAAACACUGUAUUACUUUCAAGCACCGAUUUGACCUGAAAAAUGUAAACAUUGUAGAUCGGACACAUAAUCCCCACACAUUGGACAUGCUGGAAUGUUUUCAUAUAGUCACAGAACCACACGCAGUAAAUUCACGCAAAGAUGUCCAGGGUGUUAGUGUUAUCUACGCGGGACUACUAUCAAAUACGAAAAUUCAGAGAGGGAGAAAACUUCACAAAACAAGUAUGAUCAACAACAAACCACAUUCAACCAUAGCAUAA
Uranotaenia lowii is the source of this 1236-nucleotide messenger RNA. RefSeq lists its product as uncharacterized. Bases 1 to 1236 code for a protein of 411 amino acids. Lineage: Eukaryota; Metazoa; Arthropoda; Insecta; Diptera; Culicidae. The record is from RefSeq and is a predicted model, not a curated record. The transcript has a single exon.